Molecule: messenger RNA, 1017 nt
Organism: Peromyscus eremicus (cactus mouse)
Lineage: Eukaryota; Metazoa; Chordata; Mammalia; Rodentia; Cricetidae
Gene: Tnni3
Product: troponin I3, cardiac type
Exons: 7
Coding region: 476-952 (158 amino acids)
Biological process (GO): muscle contraction
Cellular component (GO): troponin complex
Source: RefSeq, a predicted model, not a curated record
GAGCCAGCAGUAUAUUUAGUCUUUGUCCUCGCCCCUUAUCUCAGUGUCCUCUUCGAGGCUUGAGCAGCCUAGAGGGGACCCAACCUCUAGAGACCUCCAAGGUCACCGGGGACACCCCUCCAGGACCCUCCAGGAACCUCUGAUCCCUUUCUCUGCCUCGGGGGAUCAGCAUGGCAGACGAGAGCAGCGAUGCGGUGAGCGCCCUGAGCUAAGAAGUGGAGCAGGAAACCCGGAGCGGGCGCUGUAGCGGACUGGGACGCAGUGGGCGGGGGAGCCUGCAGCUAUCGGUGAGGGUGCGGGGAAGGCCAAGGUGGAAGGGUUUGGGUCGUGACUGUAGUCUGCUCCACCUCCCCAGCCGCCACCAGCCCCUGUCCGACGCCGCUCCUCUGCCAACUACCGAGCCUAUGCCACCGAACCACACGCCAAGAAAAAGUCGAAGAUCUCCGCCUCGAGGAAGCUUCAGCUGAAGACUCUGAUGCUGCAGAUUGCAAAGCAGGAGAUGGAACGUGAGGCAGAGGAGCGGCGUGGAGAGAAAGGGCGCGUUCUGAGCACUCGUUGUCAGCCUUUGGAGCUGGAUGGGCUGGGCUUUGAAGAGCUUCAGGACUUAUGCCGGCAGCUCCAUGCUCGGGUGGACAAAGUGGAUGAAGAGAGAUACGAUGUGGAAGCAAAAGUCACCAAAAACAUCACCGAGAUCGCAGAUCUGACCCAGAAGAUCUAUGACCUGCGUGGCAAGUUCAAGCGGCCCACUCUGCGAAGAGUGAGGAUCUCUGCAGACGCCAUGAUGCAGGCAUUGUUGGGGACCCGGGCCAAGGAGUCCUUGGACCUGAGGGCCCACCUCAAGCAGGUGAAGAAGGAAGACAUUGAGAAGGAAAACCGGGAGGUGGGAGACUGGCGCAAGAACAUUGAUGCGCUGAGUGGAAUGGAGGGCCGCAAGAAGAAGUUUGAGGGCUGAGCCGUGGCUCGCACGCACCCCUGUGCUGAGGAUGUCCCCGGGGAAUAAACCUCUCUAAACUAGAA